AUGACUGAAUCCGCCAAUUUAGAGCCAGAAUACAUUGAGAUUUCGAAGCAAGAGUCAACUCAUAAUGAUAAUCCCAAAGCAAAGCUUUUGGUCAUUGACUGGGUGAACACAGUGUUUUCAAGAAGACAAGCCAAGACUUAUUUUGCAAGACCUUAUUUUGAUACGUUCCUUGAAUACAUUUGUCAACAAUUUGAAGUCAUCAUUUGGAGUUCGGCAACUGGCAAUGUGUUUAAAGCCAUGUGUAAACAGUUUCCAAAAGUGCGUAAAAUCUAUGAUGGUCAAUAUAAUCCGUCUGGAACUAUUUUGAGUGAAGGACGUAGUUGUACAAUAAAGGAUCUAAAGUUUAUCUGGUCAAGUACCCAUUACAAUGCAACCAAUACCGUCUUAAUCACAGACAAUCCAGCAGUUGUGCCUCGUCAGCCAUAUAACGUUAUUAGAGUGUCAGCUUAUGACAGUACGUCAAAUAAUGGUGACAACACUUUGCUGAAACUAAUCAAGUACCUGACUUAUCUUCGUCAUCAAUCAAAUGUCGUCAACUACAUUAUGAAUUUCCCUUUUGAUGAAAAACGCGACUGGAAUAUCGUAUCUGAUCCUGCGCGAGAUAGAAUGUUGACCCAGUUCACUAAAAAUGGUGAUCCUGUAAGUAAUAAACAAAAGCAGAAAAAAGAGAGCAAAGCUCAAAAGAAAGCGAAUCAUUCACAACAACAGCAACAACAACAAGCAGAUAGAAAGACACAAAAAAAUAGUGCACAACCACAGGAAACGAGCCGAAAAGCAAAAAAGAGAGGAGCAGAUUCUGAUCCUGGACCGAAUAAAAAAUUAAAAGCCCCACCAGGAACGGAGACAAAGGCUGCGCAAGUGGGGCAAACUAGUAGCAAUACAGCCAACGCCUCUCAAAAAGUAAAAGAAGAGCAGAAAAAGAGAGAAGAGCAAAGAAGGAGAGAAGAACAGAAAAAGAAAGAUGAACAGAAAAAGAAGGAUGAGCAGAGAAGAAGAGAGGAACAAAAAAAGGCAGAUCAGAGAAGGCGAGAAGAACAAAGAAAAAAAGAACAGAAACAAAAGGAGAGACAGAAUAGACAAAAUGAUACACAUGAAGCAGAUGAUAUGAACUAUGAACAAUUACCGUUAAUUAGCCAAAGAGAGCUAAAAGAGAUAGUGGAUAAGUUUACAGAGUCCAUUUGUGCCGAAAUUGCUGCUAUGGAUGCUCGAGACAUUAUGUAA
Messenger RNA from Rhizopus microsporus ATCC 52813, 1221 nucleotides. RefSeq names its product HAD-like protein. The record is from RefSeq and is a predicted model, not a curated record. The transcript has a single exon. The coding region runs from base 1 to 1221 and encodes 406 amino acids. Gene Ontology annotation, molecular function: phosphoprotein phosphatase activity. NCBI's taxonomy places the organism in Eukaryota, Fungi, Mucoromycota, Mucoromycetes, Mucorales, Rhizopodaceae.